This is a messenger RNA of Camponotus floridanus (Florida carpenter ant), 1605 nucleotides long. RefSeq names its product integrin-linked protein kinase homolog pat-4 (gene Ilk). Gene Ontology annotation, molecular function: protein binding; protein kinase activity; ATP binding. The record is from RefSeq and is a predicted model, not a curated record. The coding region runs from base 20 to 1369 and encodes 449 amino acids. Gene Ontology annotation, biological process: cell-matrix adhesion; integrin-mediated signaling pathway; substrate adhesion-dependent cell spreading. Lineage: Eukaryota; Metazoa; Arthropoda; Insecta; Hymenoptera; Formicidae. Gene Ontology annotation, cellular component: stress fiber; focal adhesion. The transcript has 7 exons.
UGUGACAAACGGGACGAAAAUGGAAGAUAUAUUUCAAUGGUGCCGUGAGGGCAACGCUAUGCAAGUCCGCGUCUGGUUAGACGACACUGAACAUGACAUGAAUCAAGGAGAUGACCAUGGAUUCAGCCCACUUCACUGGUGUUGUAAAGAAGGACACUUGAAAUUGGCAGAGUUGCUGGUCAGCAGAGGUGCACGCAUUAAUGCUACCAACAGAGGUGAUGAUACACCUUUGCAUCUUGCUUCGGCGCAUGGACAUAAGGAAAUAGUACAAUUGUUACUUAGAAAUCGUGCUGAUGUAAAUGUCAUAAAUGAACAUGGCAAUACUGCCUUGCACUAUGCUUGUUUUUGGGGAGAUCAAGCAAUCGCAGAGGAAUUGGUUGCAGCUGGGGCACUCGUGUCCAUUGCCAAUAAAGAUGGUGACACUCCUCUUGAUAAAGCUAGAGGUGUCAUAGCCAAGAGACUGCAUGAUUUAGCAGUGGAAUAUGGACAAGAUUUGAAGAAAAUUCAAUUCAAAGAUCAGAGCUGGUUAGGCUUGAAAACCAGAAGCCGAGACGCGACUCUUUCUCGACACAAAGGAAUCAGUAUGGCAGAUCUAUCUCUGCAUACGCAUCUCGCGAGCACACCCAGCGGCGACACUUGGCGAGGACGAUGGCAAAACAAUGAUAUUGUCGCCAAGAUAUUAAACUUUCGCGAGUGUACUGCGCGUAUCUGCAGGGAUUUCAAUGAGGAGUUUCCAAAGUUGAGAAUUUUUUCGCAUCCCAAUGUUCUGCCGGUUCUCGGUUGUGUGAAUCAGCCGCCGCAGUUAGCAACCGUUUCCCAAUAUAUGGCACGAGGUAGUUUGCAUCGUCUUUUACAUGGCGGAACGGGUGUUGUAGUGGACACAGCGCGCGCUCUUCGAUUAGCACUUGAUAUCGCCAGAGCUAUGGCAUUCCUUCAUGGUUUAGAUCGACACAAUAGAUGUAGAUUUCAUCUCAAUAGUAAACAUAUAAUGAUCGAUGAGGAUCUAACUGCUCGUGUAAACAUGGCAGACGCAAAGUUUUCCUUCCAAGAAGUCGGACGAAUUUACGAGCCGGCGUGGAUGUCGCCAGAAGCUUUAAGUAAGCGUCCUGCAGACAUCAAUCUUGAAGCAAGCGAUAUGUGGAGCUUUGCUGUUCUUUUAUGGGAAUUGGCAACUAGAGAAGUACCAUUCGCAGAUUUAUCACCUAUGGAAUGUGGCAUGAAGAUUGCAUUGGAAGAUUUACGAGUAAGCAUUCCACCAGGUAUUUCUCCACAUCUUGCAAAGCUCAUUCGCAUCUGUAUGAAUGAGGAUCCAGGCAAACGACCAUCCUUCGAUAUGGUUAUACCGAUUCUGGAUAAGAUGAAACGUUGAAUUGUAUGUCUGAUACUGCUCGAUGCAGUAAGACGAAUAUGAGAUAUAUAUACAUCGCCGGAAAAGAUUUUAAUCAAAAAGUGCCUAACGAAUCUCUAUAUUUAUUAAACUGCCUGAAGAAUUACCAUUAACAAUGAUAGAAUAUUUUUAUAUUAUUGUGUUCUAAAACAAAUGGAUGAAUACUGCCUUUAGAAAUUUAGACUCUAAAUGGACUAAUAUUUUUUUUAGCUAUUAUA